Molecule: messenger RNA, 3120 nt
Organism: Scophthalmus maximus (turbot)
Lineage: Eukaryota; Metazoa; Chordata; Actinopteri; Pleuronectiformes; Scophthalmidae
Product: collagen alpha-1(IX) chain
Exons: 27
Coding region: 570-2861 (763 amino acids)
Source: RefSeq, a predicted model, not a curated record
GGAAUGUUUGCAGAGCAUCUUGUGUGUAAUUGUGACAUACUACAUCUUUCUCUCAGUGAGGGCCGACUGUAAAACGCCGUCUUAAAUGAACGCACACCCCAAAAAAAUGUAUUUUUUCUGUUUGUUUUUUUACGACGGCUACUCUGAGCAAAACGUAGCAGGCUCAUUCUUCAGCAUUUGCCUUAUUUUCCUCUUGUAGCGGCCUCAACCUGCUCAAAGGCCCGGCUGUGUUCCCCUACGCGUCGCUCACAUGAUGAAUCGGUUUGCCGGACUGUGUUAUCCCGCGGUGGCUGAACUGUAGGUGUAACUGGCCUAUGAGAAGAGGCAGAUCCCCUGGGGACCAAAGGUGGAGCGGAGCUCAGGGGCCAGGCACCUCUGAGGACCCAGAGCUUCUAGGUUGACUGGUCCUCCUGUUCAGCUCCAACACACUGGCCCAGGGAUGGCACUUUAGAGAGGCCACAUAUCUUCACACCGGGAACUGGAAAAGAUCCAUCUACAGGAGCCCCGCGACUCUGUAUUUUUUUUUCAAGAAUAUGCACUUGUAGCCCCUGACAUCCCAAAAUUGGAAAAUGCCAGUCUACAAAGAAAUGCUGGUGUUUGCGUCACUCCUUGUCUUCCUGGGACUGGCCCAGUGUCAAAAGUUGUCAAGUUUCGAUCUCCUGGAAGAGUUCCACGUGCCCGAGUCAAGAGGAGUGAGGAGGGUGGAUGGCUCUCAACCCGAGGUGGUGGCCUACCGCGUCAACCCCUCCAUCCAUCUACGCAAGAGCAUGAGUGACGUGUAUCCAGACGGACUUCCCUCCGACUACUCCGUCAUCGCCACGUUCAAGGUGACCAAGGACACUGCCAAGAGAUCCUGGAACCUGUGGCAGGUCAGCGACCCCGAGGGGCGGGAUCAAGUGGGCCUGCGUUUCCAGGGCGACGGGCGCUCUUUGGACUUCUUCUACACCAGCCCCAAGGGGAGCCAGAUGCUGAGGACCUUCCACGGUGUGGAAAAACUGUUUGAUGGAGAGUGGCACAAGUUGGCGCUGAGCGUGAAGGGCAGACAGGUGAAGCUGCUGAUAGACUGCGAAGAGGUCAGCGUGGAGUCCAUUGAUGGGUCGAGGCCAGCCAUCCACCGGGGGUACACAUCCAUCGUCAAGCGGGCAGCAGGGGAUCGUUCCGUGUCUGUGGACCUCCAGCAGAUGGAUGUGUCAUGCGACCCAGAGCAGCCGUACUCGGAGGGCUGCUGUGAGCUCUCCAGUGUGUGUGGAGGGUACGCAGAGAUCGGUCUAACAGCUGGAAGAGCAUCUUGCAAAUGUAUGCACGGACAGGCAGGCAUUCAGGGACCUCCAGGGCCAAAGGGUCACAGGGGUCUUCCAGGCAAAGGGGGAGACCAAGGAAGACAAGGAAACUGGGGGAUCAGGGGGAAGACAGGAGACUAUGGCAACAUUGGCGAGACGGGCCCAAAGGGGGAAGAGGGAAUCAAAGGCGAGAAAGGAAUGAGAGGACUCUGGGGCCAAGCGGGAGACAGAGGUCCCAAGGGGCUGGCAGGAUUGAACGGCGCUGCAGGGUUCAAGGGAGUUCGUGGACCACCCGGGGACCUGGGAGAGACUGGGAAACCAGGAGAAGUUGGCGCCACAGGCGAAAAGGGAUACGAAGGGAUUCCCGGGUUUCAGGGAGUUAAGGGGAAUAAAGGGACUACUGGUGCAACGGGGCGUUCUGGGCCCAGAGGAAAGCAGGGAAUUGUGGGAGAUCCUGGAGAGAGGGGAGGUUCUGGAGCGAAGGGGAAGCCUGGCAUCCCAGGUGCCGUGGGCAGAGCUGGCACCGUCGGGCCGAAGGGCAUUAUUGGAGAUCCGGGUUUGCCUGGCAGAGAUGGCGAUCUAGGAAUAGAGGCUUAUCAAGGUCCACAAGGUCUGAGUGGAAAACUUGGACGAUCUGGAACAAAGGGGGAGAAAGGCACCCUGGGGCCAGCAGGAGAAAUGGGUCCCCAAGGCCGAACUGGCCCAAGAGGUUACAAGGGUUCUGCAGGGAAGCCAGGAAGACCUGGAUUCAUUGGCCCACCGGGACCAACCGGACACGUGGGUGUGCCUGGAAAACCAGGGCCCAAGGGUGACACAGGAAUCCAGGGAAUCCAAGGAAGUAAAGGUUCUGAGGGAGAGACAGGAGUCAAGGGCCCAAAAGGAAAGGUUGGAGACCGGGGGGAGCAGGGUCCCCAGGGAGGACGGGGGAAGCGCGGCUCAGCAGGCCCCCCUGGACGUUCAGGUCCUGUCGGAGUCAAGGGGAUUCGAGGUGAAGGAGGACCAGAUGGCUUUCAGGGUCCCCCAGGUCCACCAGGCCCGACACUGCCUGCUCAGCAUGUGAUCGAGGUCUGUCAGAGAGUGGUGCUGGAGCAGAUGUCCACCUUUGCCAACUCAGUGAAGAGGACCUGUGCGGCUGUUUGUCCUCUGUACGGGGACGUGCCCAUGGGUGCCCCUGGUCCCCCCGGACAGAGCGGACCCCCGGGGCCUCAAGGUGACCUUGGUAACGAUGGCGUUGAAGGAGAAGUGGGCCUGCAGGGAUUCUACGGAGAAGCCGGAGAACCGGGCCGCAAGGGAGCAACAGGUGACAGAGGAGAGCAAGGUGAUAAGGGAGCCAAGGGUCAUGGCCUACCUGGCUACACUGGGGAUCAGGGACCACAGGGUCAGCGCGGGCGUCUUGGCAGAGCUUUCAAUGGCCAGCCAGGGAAUCAGGGUGAGAGGGGACACGUAGGCCAGCCUGGACUCAGGGGCCACCCGGGUCUCAGAGGACCUCCGGGCGUCUGUCUCACCUCUGGGUGUCCUCAGCCCGAUCCCACCAGUGGGACACCUCAGCCGGCACCGCGGAGGACGAGGAAUCGCCCAUAGAGGGAAACGCGUCUGUGUGGACAGUGAAUUGAAUCGUGAGCUUUUAAGGGGGGAAAACAAAAUAGAUUUGUUUUUGUUAAAUAAAUUCAAAUUUUCAUGUAAAUAUGAAACUAAAACCUGAAACUGAACUCCAGCGAACACACACAACACCUAUGUAAGUGGUGACAAAGAAUAUUAUGUAUAAAAAGACCAUCUUCAUUUGAUUUCAGUCUGACUUGUCUUUAAACACCUGUUCUUUAUAAUAAAAAUACAAAAUUGA